UUGGUCGUUUACAUAAACACAUGUCAUAAACUCAUUGGUUAACACGAAAAGAAAGUCUCACGUGUAAUAACGCGAAAGCUAAAAAAGCUUUCUAAAAAUCUCUCCACCAUUUUACCAAACAAAGCGCCCCUCGCUUCCUUCCUUCAACCUCUUCGCUCCCUCUCUCUCUACACAAAGCAAAGCUACCAUCUUCUCUCUCUCCACCUCCUCUGUUCAGACACAGAGCAUCUCCAAACCUCUGUUCUGUCUCUUCGUCGCAAAUUUUGAAUUCGAAAUUUUAUAGAGACGCAACGGUUAAGAUUGGUGUAAUAAUGCCUUCGCUCAUCUCCGCCUGAUUCUGAAUCCAAUCCAAAUGGUGAGAUUCCAUCUCCGUUUCGCCUUAUUCAUCAUCCUCAUCGUUUCCACAAAUCCGAAUUUAUUCAACGGAGAAUACAAUCCGCCGACACCUUCUCCGGCGCCGGAGCCUCACCCUGAUGACGAAUCGUCCGUUUCAUGUGUCGAUGACUUAGGAGGCGUUGGCUCAUUGGAUUCCACGUGUAAGCUCGUCGCCGAUUUGAAUCUCACACGUGACUGUUACAUCUCCGGUAAGGGAAACCUCCACGUGUUGCCCGGCGUGAGAUUGGUCUGUCAGUUUCCGGGAUGUUCGAUCACGGUCAACAUCUCCGGGAACUUCUCAUUGGCCGAGAACUCGACGGUUGUCGCCGGUGCCUUCCGUCUCGCGGCGGAGAACGCUGAUUUCGCGGUUGGCUCGGCGGUGGACACGACCGGAUUGGCUGGGGAACCGCCGGAGGAGGCGAGCGGUACGCCGGUGGGAGUCGAAGGAGCUGGCGGGGGAUACGGCGGAAGAGGUGCAUGCUGCUUGGCCGAUACGACGGCGAAGGUUCCGGAGGAUGUGUGGGGCGGCGACGUGUACGGUUGGUCGUCUCUUGAGAAGCCGGAGGUUUAUGGGAGCAGAGGUGGGUCCACGAGCAAUGAGGUUGAUUACGGUGGAGGUGGCGGCGGAAAGGUGGCGAUGGAGGUGGUAGGGUGUGUGGGGCUAAACGGCAGCGUUUUGGCUGAUGGGGCCAGUGGUGGAGUUAAAGGUGGUGGUGGGUCCGGCGGCAGCAUCUUCGUCUUGGCACAUAAAAUGGCAGGGAAUGGUCGUAUAAGUGCUUCUGGAGGUGAUGGUUAUGCUGGUGGAGGUGGUGGACGUGUAUCUGUCCAUAUAUUCAGCUGCCAUUCUGAUCCUAAAAUCUUUGUCCAUGGAGGUAGUAGUAUUGGUUGUCAAGAAAAUGCUGGAGCUGCUGGGACACUGUAUGAUGUUAUUUCAGAGAGGUUAACGAUAGACAACGAGAAUAAGACAACAUAUACAGACACUCUUCUCUUGGAGUUUCCUAACCAUCGCCUAUUCACUAAUUUGUAUAUCCAAAAUAUGGCUAAAGUUUCUGUUCCCUUGCGUUGGAGCCGUGUCCAGGUUCAAGGAUCAAUAAGUUUGUCAAACGGUGGAGAGUUGAACUUUGGUCUUCCUCGUUAUGCUUCUUCGGAAUUUGAGUUAUUUGCAGAGGAACUCUUGUUGAGCAAUUCUGCUAUCAAGGUGUUUGGGGCUUUAAGAAUGAAUGUCAAGGUGUUCUUGAUGUUGAAGUCAAGAAUGUUUAUUGAUGGUGGUGGUGUGACAAUUUUAGGAACUUCAAUGCUCGAAAUUAGUAACUUGUUAGUGCUCAAGGAGUCAUCAGUUAUACAAUCCAAUGGAAACCUUGGAGUACAUGGGCAGGGUCUGUUAAAUCUAACAGGCACAGGAGAUACAAUAGAAGCACAGCGUCUAAUUUUGUCUUUGUUUUAUAGCAUUCAGGUUGGAGCCGGAGCUGUUUUGCGUGGUCCUUUGCAAAAUUCAUCAUCUGGUGGCCUUACUCCAAAGCUUUACUGUCAACGUGAAGAUUGCCCUGUUGAGCUACUCCACCCGCCUGAGGAUUGCAACGUCAAUUCAUCUCUCCCAUUCACUCUUCAGAUUUGCCGUGUUGAGGAUAUAACUGUUGAAGGUCUAAUUAAAGGAUCGGUUGUCCAUUUCCAUCUGGCAAGAACCGUUGUUAUCCGCUCUUCUGGAACAAUAACUGCAGACGGGAUGGGAUGCAAAGGGGGAGUUGGGACAGGUAGGUUUCUGAGAAGCGGUGUUGGGAGUGGUGGUGGACAUGGUGGUAAAGGUGGAAGCGGGUGUUACAAUCAUACUUGCAUUGAGGGUGGUGAUUCUUACGGAAAUGUAGAUCUACCGUGUGAACUUGGCAGUGGAAGCGGAAAUGAAGAGUCAGAAGAUUCUGUUGCUGGUGGAGGAAUCAUUGUGAUUGGUUCGCUUGAGCACCCACUUUCAAGCUUAUCACUUGAGGGAUCGAUAACAACUGAUGGUGAAAGUCCCAGGAAGACACUGAAAGGCAUGAAUAAUUAUAGUAUAGGACCUGGUGGUGGUUCAGGUGGAACAGUGCUUUUGUUCUUGCGUACACUUGACAUAGCGAGGUCUGCGAUUCUAUCUAGUGCUGGAGGAAACGGUAGUCUAAAGGGAGGUGGUGGAGGAAGUGGUGGAAGGAUUCAUUUUCAUUGGUCAGACAUUCCAACUGGUGAUGUCUAUCAUCACAUUGCCAAUGUAGAGGGAAGCGUUUAUGUAAGAGGAGGGUUGGGUGCUAGUGAAGAAAACGUUGGAGAGGCAGGGACUUUAACUGGUAAAGCUUGUCCGCAAGGGCUCUAUGGUCUAUACUGCGAGGAAUGCCCAGCUGGAACUUAUAAGAAUGUUACAGGAUCUGAUGAAACUCUUUGUCAUCUUUGUCCGGCUACAGAGAUUCCCAAUCGUGCUGUUUAUGUCACUGUUCGAGGUGGUGUUGCGGAAACGCCAUGUCCAUACCAAUGCGUUUCGGAUAGAUACCACAUGCCACACUGUUAUACUACACUUGAAGAGUUAAUAUACACAUUUGGUGGACCCUGGCUGUUUGGCAUUCUUUUAGUAGUUGUGCUCCUUCUACUAGCACUUGUUUUCAGCGUUGCUCGAAUGAAAUUUAUUAGCGGCGAGGAGGUACACGGUGCUGCCGCAACUCAUCAUGGCUCUCAGAUUGAUCACUCAUUUCCAUUCCUCGAGUCAUUGAACGAGGUGAUGGAGACAAGCAGAGUGGAGGAAUCACAAGGACACAUGCAUAGGAUAUAUUUCUUAGGUCCUAAUACUUUCAGUGAACCUUGGCAUCUUUCUCAUACUCCCCCAGAGGAAAUAAAAGAGAUUGUGUAUGAGGCUGCUUUCAAUGGAUUUGUUGACGAGAUCAAUGCUAUAGCUGCAUACCAAUGGUGGGAGGGUGCUAUUUACGUAGUGCUUUCAGUUCUUGUCUAUCCUCUUGCAUGGUCAUGGCAGCAAUCACGAAGGAGGCUGAAAUUUCAGAAACUCCGUGAUUUUGUUCGAUCAGAAUAUGACCAUUCUUGUCUACGCUCAUGUCGUUCUAGAGCUUUAUACGAGGGGCUAAAGGUGGCUGCUAGUCCUGACUUAAUGCUAGCUCAUCUAGAUUUCUUCCUUGGCGGCGACGAGAAGAGAAACGAUCUUCCUCCUCCUGUUCAUCAAAGACUCCCAAUGCCUUUCGUUUUUGGAGGCGAUGGGAGUUACAUGGCCUAUUACUCACUCCAGAGUGAUGAGAUUCUCACCAGUCUUAUGAGUCAGGUGGUCUCGCCAACCACUUGGUACCGCUUUGUUGCUGGUCUGAACGCUCAGCUGCGCCUGGUUCAGCAAGGGAAGCUUAGGUCCACGUUUCGCUCGGUUAUGAGAUGGAUCGAAACUCACGGUAACCCUGCCUUGAGAAGACAUGGUGUGCGUGUUGACUUAGCUAGGUUCCAGGCUUCUCCUUCGUCGUCAUGUCAGUAUGGGAUCAUUGUUCACACCAUUGUAGAUGAAGUGGCAUCACCAACAGAACAGCAACCUUUCACACAAUAUCUAAGUAGCUCAGUCAUAGACAUUGGUAGCUUACAGUUUCUCAAAGAAGAAAAGGAUGUCCUGUCCUUCAUCUCCUUCUUGAUUCAUAACACGAAACCUGUUGGCCAUCAGGAUCUGGUUGGUUUGGUUAUCUCGGUGCUUCUCCUGGGAGAUGUAACUCUAAUGAUGCUCACGCUGCUUCAGCUCUACUCCAUAUCUAUGCUGGACGUUUUUCUCGCUUUGUUUGUUUUGCCUCUAAGCAUCGUUUUCCCGUUUCCUGCUGGUGUCAGCGCUUUGUUUAGCCACGGACCGAGGAGAUCUGCUGAACGCACUCGCGUUUAUGCGUUGUGGAACCUCACAUCCCUGGUCAAUGUUGUUGUUGCGUUUGUGUGUGGAUAUGUUCAUUACCAUGGCUCAUCAUCUGGAAAAAAGAUUCCUUAUCUCGAGCCGUGGAACAUUAGCAUGGACGAGAAUGAAUGGUGGAUAUUUCCGGUGGCUUUGUUCUUGUGCAAAGUGUUGCAGUCCCAGCUUGUGAACUGGCACGUUGCAAACCUUGAGAUACAAGAUUACUCCUUGUACAGUGAUGACUCCGAGCUGUUCUGGCAGUCAUAAACCAUAAUUUUAUCAUACAAAACACACGGUGAAGGGAGCUGGUUUUUUUAAAAAGGCGUCUUCUGGUGCACAAGAUUUUUCAGGUGAAUAUAUAUAUAUAUAGCUAACUAUUUGAUUCCCAAGCCAAGAUCCAUCUUGUGUGUGUUUUUUUAUUACUUUGAUGGAUCUUUCUGGGAUGUAUGUUUUGGUGUUUUAAAUGAUGUCUGUCUUCACCUACAAAGAUGGUUUUGGGAGAUCGUUUUAUGAAUUUAUAUGUUGUAAACAUUGGUUUGGUCUUUGUUUACAAAGAAGGAUCAGUGGAUAUGAAAUGGAUUGAGUUUAGGUACA
Messenger RNA from Brassica napus (rape), 4849 nucleotides. RefSeq lists its product as uncharacterized. The record is from RefSeq and is a predicted model, not a curated record. The coding region runs from base 353 to 4522 and encodes 1389 amino acids. The transcript is spliced from 20 exons. NCBI's taxonomy places the organism in Eukaryota, Viridiplantae, Streptophyta, Magnoliopsida, Brassicales, Brassicaceae.